AUGGCUAUGGAAAACCCACAGAUAAUGAGACGGCUCACCCAAAUCACACUUACAGGGGAAGUGUUGGAAGUAAAGUGCCACUGUGGGAAGCUUUGCGAAAAUGCAAGGGGACUUAAAAUACAUCAAUCCAAGACCCAAUGUGGAGAAGGGAAGAAGCAAAUGCAGCGCAUAGUGGAGACACUAAGUGAGAUGCAGGAGGACUCCAGUCAGGAAGCGCCCCACAGCACAGGAGACCUCUCAGCACCUGCUCCAUCCCAAAGCCACAGGAGGGACUCUCCUAACACUACCUCAGACACCCAACUUAUGAAAGAGAAAAUCAGCAGAACUGCUGAAACUCCUGAGGAAGAGCUUGAUACCAGUGAACCAACAUGGAGAGAAGUCCAGGACAUUGUGCAGAAAGCCCGUUCAGCAUCUGCCCCAGGACCAAACGGUAUACCUUAUAAAGUAUACAAGAGAUGCCCGAUGAUCCUCCGCAGGUUAUGGAAACUGUUGCGAAGGAUAUGGACAAAAGGUAUUAUUCCAGCAUCCUGGAAAAGAGCAGAGGGGUGUUUUGUACACAAGGAAAUGGACUCUUCCGACAUCAGUCAGUUCCGAACCAUCUCUCUCCUAAGUGUCGAAUGCAAGGUAUUCUUUUCUGUCCUGGCAAAAAGGAUGACUACCUGCAUGGUGAAGAAUAAAUUUGUUGAUACAUCAGUCCAGAAGGGUGGCAUUCCAGGUUUCUCCGGGUGCUUGGAACAUACAGGCAUCCUCAAUCAGUUAAACAGUGAGGCCAAGGGGAGCAAAGGAAAUUUAACGGUUGUCUGGCUCGACUUGGCUUACACAUACGGUUCAAUCCCACAUGGCCUCAUUAACACAGCUAUGGAACACUACCAUAUCCCCUACCUCACCAGGGGUAUAAUUACCAGCUACUUCGGAGGAUUCAAACUAUGGUUCAAAACUGCCCACUUUACAACUCAGUGGCAGGACCUGGAAAAGGGAAUCGUGACAGGCUGCACCAUCUCCCCCAUCCUGUUUGUCAUGGGAAUGAACCUUCUCAUAACAGCUGCAGAAAAGGAAUACAGAGGGCCAUCAAUGGAGUCUGGCAUCCGCCAACCUCCAAUUAGAGUUUUUAUGGAUGACCUUACCAUAACAACUUCAACCCAUGUGCAAGCAAGAUGGAUCUUGAAGGCCCUUGAAGAUGGAGUAACAUGGGCUCGGAUAAGAUUCAAAACGAGGAAAUCAAGAAGUAUGUUGAUUAGAAAUGGGAAAGUGACCAGCAAGUUCCAGCUGCGAGUACAGGGGGAGACGAUACCAUCAACUGAGGAAAACCCAAUUAAGUGCCUAGGGAAAUGUUACAACGCAUCCCUGACCGCCAGAUGCAAUGUUUCCAGGACAGAGAAACAGUCAGAUGCAUGGCUGAGUAAGAUCGAGGGGUCAGGAUUGCCAGGAAAGUUCAAGGCCUGGGCCCAGUUGCCCUCAGAUCUGUCUGGUCAGGUACAGCUGCCCCUAUCAUCAAUGGUGGAGAAGUUCAAGGUGGCAAAGUGCCGGCUUGUGAUGAUGUACCAAGGCUCCACUGAUGAAAAAGUCAGAAGAGCAGGUGUCAAUACGAGAUCAGGACGCAAGUGGGUGGCUGACACAUCAGUGGCACAAGCCGAAAGUGCAUUGAAGCUGGAGGUCAUCAUCGGGAACCCAUGUGUAGGGAGGCAAGGAUUUGGAUCCACCCACUUCCAGCAGUGGGGAAAAGCAGACCCAAGGCAGAGGAGGGACAUGAUUCAAGCCAAGUGGGACCUGCCGAAGCAGAAGAUCACGUGGCUUGAGAUCUGGAGACUGGAGCCCUUUAGUAUCUCCUUCCUGCUCUGUUCAGUGUACGACACCCUUCCAUCACCAACAAAUCUCCACAGAUGGGGUAUGAGGGAGGACCCAUCGUGUAGGCUAUACGGAGGGAGGGGAACAAUGGCGCACAUACUGGCAGGAUGCAAAACAGCCCUUAGCCAAGGUAGAUACAGGUGGCGCCAUGACAAGGCUGUCACACUAUGGAGCUGGAGAGGCCCCCAAGAAGAAGAAAAAAAUAGCCUCUUGCAAGCAGCACAAUCCUGUAAGAUGAGGGUGGACCUGGGAAAGAAACUAGUCUUCCCCCAGGUUGUGCAAACACUGCUGAGGCCAGAUAUUUUCUUAUGGUCUGAGGAGGCAAGUAAGAUAAUCUUAAUUGAACUGAUGGUUUCAUGGGAAGACGGGUGUGAGGAGGCCCAUGAGCGGAAAGCCACAAAGUAUCAGGACCUCGUUGAGCAGUGCAGGACCAAAGGGUGGCAGACCUGGCUAUUCCCGAUUGAGGUCAGGUGUAGGGGUUUCCCGGCACAGUCUGUGUGGAAGACACUCACUGCUUUGGGUAUAGCAGGAAGGGAGAGGAAGGCAGCUGUCCGUAGGUUGGGUGAGGCAACAGAAAGAGCGUCUGGUUGGCUCUGGAGUAGGAGGGAGGAGUUGAGCUGGGGGCCAGGAGGAGGAGGGCAGUGACUGGCCACCACUGCCGACCCGCCAACUGGAGGGUGUUGUGGUUCAGGGUCGAAACACCUCGUGAAAGUAGGAUGCCACCUGAUGACAUCUUCUCCUGGCCGAAAGCUACAGUCAUG
Messenger RNA from Carassius gibelio (silver crucian carp), 2606 nucleotides. RefSeq lists its product as uncharacterized. Lineage: Eukaryota; Metazoa; Chordata; Actinopteri; Cypriniformes; Cyprinidae. The record is from RefSeq and is a predicted model, not a curated record. The coding region runs from base 1 to 2490 and encodes 829 amino acids. The transcript is spliced from 5 exons.